Molecule: messenger RNA, 798 nt
Organism: Parascedosporium putredinis
Lineage: Eukaryota; Fungi; Ascomycota; Sordariomycetes; Microascales; Microascaceae
Source: the annotation of a GenBank genome assembly
AUGCCGGCCCUUAAUCAAGUGUUGGCGGAAGCCGUCCACAUUGUUGCGAGAGUAGUUGAACAUCUCAGCUACACCAUCAGGGGAUUUAACGGAGACAACGGAAAUGGGGGAGGUAGCGGCGGCGGCGGCGGCGGAACCUCGCCUCUCCUUUUCUUCGUUGCACUUGGAUUUGGUGUUGUUUUUACCAAUCUUUGGAUCAUCGUGGGCGUCAAGUAUUGCUUCCGCUACAAUGCCCGAAACCGCCAGAUGCGACUCAACGAAGACGGCGAGCCCGUUGCUCUCGAAAACAUGCCACGUCCCCAUCGGAGACGCCGCGAAAAGAAGCUUAUGACCAUGGACGAGGUCAACGAAAAGUUCCCGAUGAUGAAAUACAAGAGCUGGGUCGCUUCUAGAGUUAGAGAGGGCCUACCCGCGACCGGCGGCGUAACUGCACCUUCAAGCAGGGCGAAUAGCGUUCGAUCCGUGGAAGGUGUUAUCCAAUCCAAAGAACGAGAGUCUGUCGAUGACCAGGUCGCGCAUACCGCCUCCAAUGUGAAAGACACGAAUGACACGAAUGAGACGACCGAACUAAGUCAACAAGAACCCGCCAAAGAUUCGCCGGAGAAGGACGAAUCUUCCCUCCAUCGGUCCCCGCCCCAGUUGGACAGCCUUCUGAGCCGAGGCCGAGCCAGGCCGAGAAUGCGAUCCCUCUCACGCGAGCCUCUAGUCACGACGACGAUGACGACGAUGAGCAUAUCAACGCGGCCCUUCCCCCGAGUGCUAUGGAACCAACGGAGAUACAUGUGCCAUCUGUAUUGA